This is a messenger RNA of Cladocopium goreaui, 3501 nucleotides long. NCBI's taxonomy places the organism in Eukaryota, Dinophyceae, Suessiales, Symbiodiniaceae. The record is from the annotation of a GenBank genome assembly.
AUGGCCGAUGUGGAUAUGUUUGGUGGUGGCGAUGACUUCGAAGAGGCUAUGGAGUUGCAAAGCGGUGAUGGUGAUGAUGAUGAGCAUGUGGACCGUGACCAGGGUGGCGGCGCUCCAGGCAAAGGCUCUGGUAGGGGUAAGGGGCGUGGUCGUGGACGCGGCCGUGCGAAAAGCGCCGCAGCAAAAAAAACUGCCAAGUCGGACAGCAACAAGGUUUGCUUUGUUGCGCAAUGUGAGCGCAAAGUGCGCAGCCAUAGCAAGUUCUGUCAGCAACACUCCAAGGAUGUAGAGGCAAUUCGCUACCAGGCCAAGACCAAGAAAGAUACAGAAGUGAUGAACACCCUGGAGCUUGCCUUGCAAGAUCCAACCAAGGCAAAACUGUGCCUGGAAGAAUUUGCACAAAGCAAUCCUGAAGGACGUUUCCGCAGGAAGCUGAUUGAUUGGGGCGCCUUCAUGCAGAGCCAUGGGAAGCGCGCUGAGGUGCGUGAUCGAUCCAGGGAGGAGUUGAUGGACGUCACAGAUUUUGUAAGCUGGAAGAUGUCACGUGGUUUGUCAGAACAAGAUGCUGAAAAUGCUUGGAAGCAGCUCUUGGAGACAGAUGUUGGGCGAGAAGGAGAAGGGGCUGACACAAAGGUAUGGGUCGAGAAGAACAAGGAACGCUUCAAAGACACGGUGCGCUACAAAGACAACCAGUUGCAGGAGGGGUCCCGCCAGAUGAAGGACAUGCCUGAUACUGACAGGCAGCAUCUUUUGGACCAUGUUCGCCGCCAAGGGGAUUCCUUCGCAGAUUCAUGGUUGCGUCGCGGGCGCCAAGACAGCGAUGCUCAGUCGCAGCCGCAGCCUGCAACCCCAGCAGCCAGUGAUGUCAGCGGAUUUCACUCGCAGUCUUCAGGCAACAAAGUGGAGAUUGCCAUCGCGGCUCCCAAAGCUCUGGAGAAGAAUGAGAAGGUCAUCACCUCUUGCGUAGCUAUGGUGAACUCUGCCAAGACAGCUUGGACUGAGGCAUUGGAGUUGGCCCAGAAGGACCCCAGUGAUGACAAAUUGCAGCUGGCCUAUGAGAAGAAUUGCGUGGUGCGACUUCACAUGCUGGACAUCUGGAGCGCAAGCAGUGUGUCUGAAGAUGCUUCUGCCGCGCCUGGCGCAGCGAAACCCAAGACAGAUGAUGGCAAGUCUGAGUCUGGCAGCACGCCUGCCAAGGCCGCUGCCAAGUUAACGGCCCACUUGAAGAAAGCUCUCGAGGGUGCUGGGAGCACCGCGCAGCAUAUCACUGCAGCUGGAAGUUUGCGAUCCAAGGUUCACAUGGAGGAGAUCCUUCAGAGUUUCAUGGGUCUUGAGACUGUCGAGGAGUUGAACACCGCAGUUCUAGCUUUGAAAGAAGCAGCGGCUAUGGUCAAGCAGUUGAAAGAUGGGGCUACCAAGGCUGCCAAUAGCUUGAAGAGCCACAUUGUAGGACGGCAGAGAGCACAGAAGCGCAAGCGUGAGCAGGAAAGCAAGCAGGAAGAGCAGACAGAGGUUCAGAAAAAGAAGAAGCAAGCGAAGGAAGCAGCUGCAGAGAUCAAAAAGCAGGAGACAGUCUUGGCACCUGUUUUUGGCAUUGAUUGGGACAAUGCCAAGGGAGAAGAUGGCACUGUUCUUGGCAAGAUGAUCACUGCAACUGCUGGACCAGGCAAGGGUUCCAUCGCUACUUUGGAGUCGCCAUGCUGUAUCUCCAACUGCGCUUUCUUCACAGACUUCACGAAGAAUCCAAAAGCGCCCCUUGGGGACGGUCAGAACGAUGACUUUAUUUUACGCUUGAAUCCAUGCCUGUCCCAUAUCUAUUUCAGAACCUAUGUCGAUGCCUCUGUGAAAUUUUCUGUGCAGUUGAUGCUCACUUCCUUUGGUGGUUCCUACAAGAAGAACGCGAACAUGAAGAGCACCGGCAAGUGCCAGGAGAUGAUUGCCAAGAACAAUGGGAUGGAUGAGUGCCAGGAAAUGUGGGCGUCAGUUUCUGCGCUGUUCAAGUCUCCGUUCAUCCAGCCCAAUGAUGAGAUGGAAGCUUACCUGAAGAAUGUUCUGAAAGCGAGCUGGCUGCAGGGCCUUGAUGCCCAAGGCAGCUUUGUUGGCAGCAUGCCCAAUGGACUUGGCUGCUUGCGUUUUCAGUGCUCAGGCGAUGUGGCUUGGACCAUGUUUGAGUUGAGACAGUUGAUCCCGGCUAUGAAGAUUAUGCUUUCCAAAGAUGAUGUCGGAGGCUUGGAGGGUGUAAUGGCCUUUGUCAAGAACCUCGGCUUGAAAGAGAUCGCAGAGCUGCAGUCCCAUGGAUGCACGGCCCAUUAUUGUCGCCAGACUGAGGGGCAGGUCGUCUAUGUGCCUAUCGGGUGGGUUGCUGCGGAGCGCUCUGUGAAAGGCGUUUUGGUCUAUGGGCUGCGGAAGACAGUCAUGUUUUCCAGUCCUGUUUCCUAUGAGAACUAUGGCUUGCUUGCUGGACUUUACGAGGCCAGCAAAAAACCUGUUGACAAGAUGAAAGCCACCCUGCAACUCUUGCAGCCCCCGGAGGCGCAGGACCAGAAACUCCAGGAGAAACGACAGACCAUUGAGGCGCUGUUAGACAACUAUGCACUCUUGGCGGAUGUGGCUGAGGAGGCGGAUGCCAUGAGAGCCUUAGGAGUUUGGGGGGAAGGUGUGGGUGAACUUUUCGAGCUAGAAGACUUGAAACGGAUCUCCCCAGAGAAGGGAAAGACCGUGCACGUGGCGGAACUCAUGCCCAUAGGGAGCAUCAAACACGCCGAGUCAGCUGAACGGGCCAAGCUGAAAGUCCGAUCAGUAUUUCGAGGAAACUCCAAGGAGAAAGAGUCGUCCUUGUGGUGGUUCCCUUCAUUGGAACUCUUGGUCGCAGGGUACGUCGACGACAUCGUGGCAAGCGGCCCAGAUCAACUUGCAGACAUCUUUACUAAGGCAAUGGUCAGGAACGAAGCUGCUGACUGCGGCGCUUUGUGGCUUUUGGCCGAUGAGAACGUGUCGCGGUGGCGGCUGCUGGUGAAAGCGGAGGAGGCGCAUCGCAAUGGUUUGUUGCACGCUUGGUCGAAAGCUCUGCCCCUGGUGGGCCUGUUGGUGUCCAAGGUUGUGGAUAGCGAUGCUUUCGCCAAGCUGAGUUUGGAAGACGCCAAAUCUGCCUAUGCGGCCCUGAAGCCUCGGGCGGAGGAGCUGUGCCACGAUGACGCCACGGCGAUCAGCGCCAUCAGCGCCGUCAGCGGGGCGGUGAAUCAGAGCCUCAGAGAGGGCUUCUUUGGACAAACCGAGCGGCAGCUGGCCACACUCUUCAAGGAGUUGCAAAUGCUGCGAAGCCGUGCGAAGGGAAUUUCCAAGGACUCUUUGGAGGUACUGCAAGAAAGCAUCCACCGAGCCCAUGUAGCAAUCAAGGUGACUUUGCCGCUGCAUCAGAAGCUGAUUCAUCGAAGUUUCAAACUGUUAUGCCGACCAAAAUCCCGGGCAGGCGACUCUUCAGCGCUCCGCGCGCCGGUCUAG